GACAAUUGCCUGCAUCUUACGGUUCACGACUGUGCUACAGAAUUGUAAUGAUCUAUCACCUCCAUCAUUAACAAUGCUUUUAAUUGUUACUUUUCAAUUAAAAGUAUAUAAAUUAUACUUUAACACCAUCGUGCUGUGAUUUAUUCCUCGCGUACUUUGAUAGUACCUCCAGGAAUGUCGCUAAAGCAAAAGUUUUCUGAAGGUGAAAAAGUGCUGUGUUUUCAUGGUCCACUUAUCUAUGAAGCUAAAUGUCUGAAGACCACAAUCACCAAGGAUAAACAAUCUAAGUAUUUUAUUCAUUAUGCUGGUUGGAAUAAAAACUGGGAUGAAUGGGUACCAGAGACCAGAGUUCUCAAAUACAAUGAAGCUAAUCUCAUGAAGCAAAAGGAGGUACAGAAAGCACAUCAAACCCAACCAAACAAAGCUAAGAAACUUAAAUUAAGGAAGUCUGAUGCUAAAGAUACUGAUUCCCGAUCAAGCACACCAGUGAAUGAUCCUCCAAAGACAGGAAAACAUAAACUGCCAAGUACACCAUCCAGUGGUGAUUCUGGUUCAGAUGUGCCAAAAAAGAAAAGAAGCAAAUUUGAUCCAUCAGUAGAAACAGAGGAACAAUUCUUAAAUAAGGUAGAAAUUAAAGUCAAAAUCCCUGAUGAAUUAAAGCCAUGGCUUGUGGAUGACUGGGACGCUAUUUCAAGACAGAAGAAAUUAGUCAAUCUUCCAGCCAAGGUGACAGUAGAAGGCAUCUUGGAGAAUUAUGUCAACUACAAGAAAUCCUGCAAAUCUACCAAUGCAAGCAAGGAAAGUGCCAUCAAUGAGAUGGUAACUGGCAUUAAAGAAUAUUUUAAUGUGAUGCUAGGCACUCAGCUUCUGUACAAAUUUGAAAGACCCCAGUACACUGAAAUUCUUCAGAAUCAUCCAGAGACUCCUAUGUGUAAUGUCUAUGGUGCUGUGCACCUGCUGAGACUGUUUGUAAAGCUGGGGCCUUUGUUGGCUUAUACACCACUAGAUGAGAAGAGUGUAAUGCUGCUGGUGCAGAAUGUACAAGACUUUCUGAAAUUUUUAAUCAAAAACAGCUCAACGUUGUUUCACUUAAACGAUUACACUAAUGCUACACCGGAAUAUCACAGAAAAGCGCUGUAAAGACGAAUGCUGAUAUUUAUUGAUUGUUACUUCUAGUUUUACUUAUCUGAAUGAUGUUUUUAAGCAUAUUUGCUCAUUUGAUUGGUUAAUAAUUUGAAGAAUGCAAUCAAUUAUUACUAUUAUAUUAUACACAAGUCAGUAUUGAUAAAAUGAAGGUUUAGUUGAAGUAAUUGAUUUUUGGAUGUAAUAAUUAAACAGUUCAUGUAAUUCAGAA
Molecule: messenger RNA, 1354 nt
Organism: Dalotia coriaria
Lineage: Eukaryota; Metazoa; Arthropoda; Insecta; Coleoptera; Staphylinidae
Gene: MRG15
Product: MORF-related gene 15
Exons: 3
Coding region: 175-1140 (321 amino acids)
Biological process (GO): chromatin organization; regulation of DNA-templated transcription
Cellular component (GO): NuA4 histone acetyltransferase complex; nucleus
Source: RefSeq, a predicted model, not a curated record